This is a messenger RNA of Diaporthe citri, 1140 nucleotides long. RefSeq lists its product as uncharacterized. The transcript has 4 exons. The record is from RefSeq and is a predicted model, not a curated record. Lineage: Eukaryota; Fungi; Ascomycota; Sordariomycetes; Diaporthales; Diaporthaceae. Bases 1 to 1140 code for a protein of 379 amino acids.
AUGUCCACUUAUCAGCUUACUCCAGAGCAGGAGCCUUUUGAUCAUGAUACAAGGCAGCCAGCGCUCUGGGCAUCACUCAUCGCUUUCAUCAUCAUCAACAAUCUUGCCAUCUUCGCAAGGAUCUGGAUCAAGUGGGGUGCAAGUCUGAACCGAAAGAAAGUCACUGCGGAGGAUGUAUUCCUUGGAGAGUCAAUGCGCAUUUUCUGGUGGGUGAAUCUGGUGUAUAUAAUUCUGUGGUGGAUAGGUGCAACCGGAUUCUACCUCUUCCAAUGCAACCCCGUGCAAUGGUACUUUAUACAGUACUAUGCGAGGUUCAAGAAACCGGUACCCGGAGGAAUCACAGGGCAGUGUAAUGCCACAAAUGUGGUCAAUGUUGCGCUUCCUGUGGUGUUCAGUCUCGUAUCCGACGUGGGGCUUAUGGUACUGCCAAUAUGGUCCAUUUCCACGUUAAAGGUCAGCAGGAAAAGGAAGUAUGGCCUACUGGCAGUCUUCGGGGUCGGUGCGGUCGCUUGUAUGCUGGAACUCGGGCGGAUACUGGAUCUCCUCCUCGACACUGACGACAAAACGGAUCCAAGCUGGGGCGUCGCUAUCUUCCUUAUUCUCACCGCUGCCAUCGAGACCGCUGCGGUUGUGUGCGCCUGUCUCCCAGUGAUCGGGCCUCAGCUAAUCAAAGCAUACAAGAAAUUUUCUGGCACAAGUUCUGGCUAUCCGUCUUACGGGAACAGCAGUGGGCCAAGUGCCGACAAUAAGUUUGGUCGCCCGCGAAACUGGCGAAGUAAAAACGCGCAGGGCGGUUCCAACCAGUUCGGCAGUCUGAACCACAUCACGGAUAUCGACGAGACAUUCGAUGAUCAGACGCGGCUUGAGGAGAGUGUUCCAGAGGGAGACGAAAUCCGAUUGAACGAUCUUGUUGUCCGCAACAAGCACUCUUACGAUGUUAUCUUGCGCGGGCAGCAGUGGAUCACUCACAACUAUUUCGUGGACAGCAUAACAGGACCCGUCUUCCCGCCACCAGCCGUGGGACGCAUUGUUGUAAAGACAGAUGUUAAUGUGGAGAGUGGCUCUGGGUCAGGAGGAAACAAGCCGCCCUGCCACCUACAAAAUAGCAACCAGGCUUUUGUGACAGCUGGAAGAUUCUAG